Molecule: messenger RNA, 1115 nt
Organism: Moneuplotes crassus
Lineage: Eukaryota; Ciliophora; Spirotrichea; Euplotida; Euplotidae
Source: the annotation of a GenBank genome assembly
AUGAACAAUUAUGUAAUCCAAGGCAAGAAGAGCAGAAUCGAGAGCAUGACCUUUUACAGGCUCAAAAGGAAGAAAGAGUUUAAAUUAAAUACGAAAAUUAAUCAAUCUUAUAAUCAGAGUGAAGCUUCAAGUAGUGAGAGGAAGAAUCAUCAUAGAACUGUCAGAAAUGCAUGCUCUAGAAAGAAUCGGAAGAACUUGUGGAUGAUAAGAAGUAGGGAUAGGCCUCCAAGAAUGAGCCCGAAACUCAAAAAUCCCCUCAAAACUAAGAACCAGGACUUGAUAAACGUCCUUGAAGAUGGUGAUUUAUCAUGAAUGGAUACCAAAGUUGGACUGAGAAAAUAACUUAAUCUAUAAUUCUCCAGAACAAGUAAAAACAGAUGCACCAAGUAGGAUAGACAAAAGUUUUAUGGCAAGCCAAAGGAAGUCUCAGAAACGGCUAUUGAAUUGCUCAAAGGCUAAAAUUACAAAUGAUUCAAAUAUCCAACAAAGCUUUGGCAAUGACAAACGGGUUGUUUCGUAUUCUAAGAUAGCUGAUUUUGGAAAUUACAACAAGUUCCUAAAAAUGUACAAGAAUAAAAUUGACUGGAAGGUCCAGUUUAAGAAAAGAUUACUAGACUCUUCAAAUCUCCAGAGGCUAAAUCAUCAAAAAGGAAUCAAGAUAAAGAGCCCUCCUAGAAAAUUUAAUCUUAAUUUUCUGGAUCUGAAAAGAUUGAGAAAAAGAAGUUUUGAGAGGCUAAAUCAGAAUAACAAAUCUAUUCUUCUUCAGAAUCAAUUAUCUCAAUUUCAACAGGAGACUAGAUAUACAGAGCUUUGUGUAUCAGGGAAAAGACCUAAAACAAGAUUUCUUUCCCAGUCAAAUUAUAGAACUUUAGAUAAAACCUCUUACCAUCCAAAAACCGACCGAAAAGUCUACCCAAAAUCAACAUCUACCUCUAUAAUCACCAACUGUCCAGCUAGCACAAGCACAAACUUCAGGAAGGACGAGUCCCUUGGCAGGAGGCCAAAGCCUCCUUCUACGACUUGUGUGCGCCCGAAGCAGGUGCUGGCAGAGCAGCGGGAUUUGUAUAAGUUUGUAGAGUAGAAGAGGGGAGAUUUGUUGUUGAGAGUUCAAUGUU